AUGCAACAAGACAAUCUUGUGACCAUCAUGCAACAACAGCAACAGCAACAACAACCGCAACAACAACAACAAUUCAAGUUACAUGGUGGUAUGCCUAACAAUAAUCAUAUUUCGAAUAAUUCUGCAACUCAAUUUCAACUUCAACAACAAUUAGUUCAAGCACUACUACAACAACAACCAUCACUCAGUCCGCAACAAAUUAUUCAAAUCAAACAACAAUUCAUGUUGAAUCAAUCUUUAUCCAAUAGCGGAACAAAUCAAGUUUCGAAUAAGAGUCCAAACUCUCAACCAAUUAAUAUUCAACCCCAAACAAAUAGUUUAAACUCUUCAACUAACAUGAUUCAAACACCAACAUCAAACAUGUCCAGUAGUACUGCUUCUGUUAGCACUCCAACUAACCUUUCUACCAACAAUGUUUCGAAUAAUUCUUCCAAUUCCUCUUCCACUCCAACCAAUCCCUUCACAAAUGACAUAACCAGUUCAUUGAAUACCACUACUGCUACUACCCAUUCAAAUAAUGCCAAAUUACAAGAAUCACUCGACAUGAUCAAACAACAACAUGUACUUUUAAUGCAACGAAGUAAUAAUAAUAAUAACUCGAAUAAUUUCAUCAUGCAACAACCUUCUACCAACACAACCAAUAUUUUACUUUCCAAUCAAUUAAAUCAUCAUAAUUCUAAUAACAAUAAUUCAACAUUGACAAAUGUACUUUCUAAUAACAUGAAUAAUAUAUUCAACAAUAAUUCGAAUACAAUUAAUAGUACAACAACUGCAUCAUCAUCAUUAGUAACUUCUAAGAAUCUUGUAAACUCCUAUCAAGGAAAUGAAGAUAUCAAUAACAUGCUUUUGAAUUCAUUGCACAAUAACACAAAUAUGGUAAUUAACCAACAAGUAUACAUACUAAAAGAGGAAACUAUGCAAGAACUUUUAGAAGAGGGAUUUAAAAGUUUGAAUUUACCUAUUUCUUCAAUACCCUCCUCAAAUAAUUGUACAUUACCUUUUAAUUUUAAUAGUUCUCCAUCAACAACAACAUCACAUCAUAUCGAUCACCAGCAUCAGCAUCAGCAUCACCACCACCAUCGACAACAAGAACAAAUUUUAACAAUUGCUGAACUUGAAGAGAGUUUGAAAAAGUUUACAAAAAGACAAUCACCAACUUUUAACAUGUCUCCACCACAGAGAAGUAGUAACAAUUCAUUAGUUGCAAAUUCUAGAAAGAUGAGUAGUGGUAGUGUCACUGGUGGUGUUGGUGCUGUUGCUGGUCAUGCAUCUGUGGUUGUUGGGUCAUCUGAUUUGACAUCUCUGAAAAGAAAGGCAUCUAUUGAUAUUCAUUCAGAGUUAGAUUGGAUAACAAAGAAACAUAAAUAAAUAACAUAUAAAUAUC
Molecule: messenger RNA, 1384 nt
Organism: Naegleria gruberi
Lineage: Eukaryota; Heterolobosea; Eutetramitea; Acrasida; Naegleriidae
Exons: 1
Coding region: 1-1368 (455 amino acids)
Source: RefSeq, a predicted model, not a curated record